Molecule: messenger RNA, 5080 nt
Organism: Solea solea (common sole)
Lineage: Eukaryota; Metazoa; Chordata; Actinopteri; Pleuronectiformes; Soleidae
Gene: rin2b
Product: Ras and Rab interactor 2b
Exons: 8
Coding region: 1-2127 (708 amino acids)
Biological process (GO): vesicle-mediated transport; signal transduction
Cellular component (GO): endocytic vesicle; cytosol
Molecular function (GO): small GTPase binding; guanyl-nucleotide exchange factor activity
Source: RefSeq, a predicted model, not a curated record
AUGGAGCUCAAACUGAAACCACUGGAUUCAGGGAUUCCACGUCUCCUGCUCUCCCUGUCGCUGUCAAAGUCGUGCCCUCAGCCCCCAGCAAACAGGAACAGGGAGGAACCCAUACAAUGCGAGGGAAUCGUUUGUGAGUCCCCUGACCACCCCCAAAGGGUGACCCACGAGGUCAAGCUGAACGGUAAAGCACGGACCCCACCCCCUCGCCCCCCUCCCCCGCACUUGAUGCCACGCCGGCGCCCUGCCCCACCCCCACCUGGACCUCCACUAGCUACCACCAGACACAAGAGUAUGCCAGAAGCUCCAGCUGUGGCUGCUGGGAAAGAGCAGCCACCUGCAAGACGUCCAGCACCUGCUCGACCACAAAUGGGUGCCAAGCACGGCAGCUUUACCAGAGGUGCCAGCGCACCAAUGCCUGUGCCUUCAAACCCACCACCCCCAAGGCCUAAAAAGCCCGAUCUGGAAGCCCUUCGCUGCCACAUUGCACUGGAGGAUGAGACCAUCGCCAGAGCCCUGUCUCGUGCCAGGCUGCCACCGUGCCAGUCUCCGUCUGCUGCCCCUGCUAAUGGGCAGAUAGCUAUGAGCCCAUCUAGUCCUAACAAGAGGGGACGCCACCGGCUCAGUGACAUGAGCUCAUCGUCUUCCUCUGACUCGCUGGAAUACUCCAACUCUCCUGAAUUCUCUCUGGGCCUGGCCCCGAGUCCAUCUGCACACCUUAACCAUCAAGACCCAGUGGAAGACAGCAGUGAGGAGGAAGAGGACGGGGAAGAAGACGAAGAGGAGGACUAUGGGGUCGGCCUGGAGACUGAUCUUGAGAUGCGCCUACGUACAUCCUUCAAAUCACGGAGACGGAGGAGGGUUGGUGUGAGUCUGAGUGGAGGGUCCUUUAUACUCCCCAGGGCCUUGAAGAGACGCUUCCACAAGGUGAGCGGCAUGCUGAGCUCCUUCAUGACCCCAGAGAGACGGGUGGUGAAAAGAAUUGCUGAGCUGUCGAGGAACAAAAGCUCAUACUUCGGUUCCCUCGUUCAGGACUACAUCAGCUUUGUUCAGGAGAACCAAGGCUGUCACACAUCAGGGAUGGAUUUUCUCCAGACUCUCAGGCAGUUUAUGACACAGAUGAAGGCGUACCUGCGCCAGAGCUCUGAACUGGGCCCACCUAUAGAAUCGCUCAUACCCGAAGAUCAGAUCGACCGGGUUCUGGAGAAGGCCAUGCACAAAUGUGUCCUGAAGCCUCUGAAGACCAUGAUUGAGGUGGUUUUACAUGACUUUCAGGUGAGGAGUGGAGCUUGGCAGCAGCUUAGAGACAACCUGGCCUUGGCGAAGACGAAGAGGCCACAGGAGCUGGGCGUGGAUCGGGUUCCUCCUCCCGACUCUGUGGCUAUAGAGAAGAUCCGCCUCAAGUUCCUAAAAAUGAGUAUGAUGUACUCUCCAGAGAAGAAGGUGUCUCUGCUGCUGCGUGUGUGCAAGCUCAUCUACACCAUCAUGCAGGAUCACUCAGGGAGGAUGUAUGGUGCAGAUGACUUCCUGCCAGUGUUGACUUACGUGCUGGCUCAGUGUGACAUGCCUCAGCUGGACACAGAGAUAGAGUACAUGAUGGAGCUGUUGGACCCAUCUCUGCUUCAAGGAGAGGGAGGCUACUACCUGACCAGCUCCUAUGGAGCCAUGGCGCUCAUCAAGAACUUCCAGGAGGAGCAGGCAGCCCGGGUGCUGAGCUCUGAGACGAGGAACACUCUACACCAGUGGCACUGCCGACGCACUGCCCAGCGUUCAACGCCAACUGUGGAUGACUUUCAGAACUAUCUCCGUGUAGCUCUGCAGGAAGUUGACACAGGCUGCACAGCCAAAACCUUGCUCGUCCACCCUUACACCACCACAGAAGAGGUCUGCUCCCUCUGUACUUACAAAUUCACAAUUCCCGACCCUGACAACUAUGCACUGUUUCUGGUCACUGAUGACACCAGCCAGCAGCUGGCCCCAGACACGCAUCCUCAGAGUAUCAAAGCCAAGCUCCAUAGCAAGCCCCGAGCACAGGUUUUUCAUUUUGUCUACAAGAGGAAGCCUAACUGUGACCUCCCUGCACCUGCAAUCACACUUCAAGGGCCUCAGAAAAAGAAACCUGCAUAAUAGCUGUGUUUGAUACUGCAAAAUUUGAAAUCAAUCCGAUAUCACUGCGAUACCGGCCAGUAUAUCUCAACCGAUAUCGAUACUUACAGUGGGGGCCCGUCCGUGGGUCGUUCUACAGCGCAGGCUACAGGGUGGGUUUGUUUAUGUCUUCAACACACAGAGGAAUCCUUUCAUUUUAACUGAUAUAACCCAUUUCUAAACACAAAAACUGUUGAUACAGCCAACACCUGUACACGGAGCAACAACAAACUAAACUAUAACUUACUCACAAUAAUCCACCAAUCAAAGAAUAUCAUAGAAUAAAGUUUGCAAACAUGUUAUCUGCACACAACUAUGACGAGAGAAACUCUACUUUCCUUUAGUCUGAGGUUUUUGUUCAGAAACAAUAAUAGAUCUGAGGAAAAGAAGUUCAAAAACUUCUAUAUUUAACAAACAAAAUUUCUACCUGUUAUUACAGAGAGUGAUAUUGUAACAUAAUUUAAAAGUAAUAUGUAACAACUUGUCCAACACUGUCUACGGCUCUGAAUGCAGAAAAGUCAAAGUAAAGUCAUUAAAGUAGCACAUUUUAUUAGUAUUUAUUAGUAUUAUUUGAAUGUCUGAACACAGUCUGCUAAAAUAAAAUAAAUUAUAACCCAUUACUUAUCACCAUAACCAUACUGUGUGCGAGUUACCUGGACACUCAUUAGAAAUGACUCGGCCAGCGUCCUCUGUCUCUGUGGCCCCAUCUUUCACUGGGAUUAGAUUAGAUUAGACUCCUCCACUUUACAUUUUUUCUCUUUCUCAUGCAGUUUAAUGCGUUUAGAGAGAUAAGUUGUGUUGCCACAGUACUGAACAAUUUAUGCCAACUUUAGAACUGAUGACUUCACUGAGUCAUGUGACUUCACUGAGAGCGAAGCAGGAGGGAGGAACAGUGAGAGAGGAGGAGAGAGAGGAGGAAAAAGAAUGAUUUACUGAAUGUAGAGAAGAGAACAUUUAACAUAAGUAUCCAUCUCAUCGUGCUCGUAUCAAUUGAUACUGAUACCGCCUUUGGUAUCAAGAGUAUCAAUAUUUUACGGUGGCCUUGAAGUGCAAACCAUUAUUGCAAAACGUGAAACACUUUUACAAAUCCCAAAACAAAUGAACAAAAAAACAUAAAUAUGACAGAAUGAUAUGAAUAUCAACGUUUAUGGUCCUGCACAAGCACGCUGUAAAGAUAUUUACAAAUAAUGGAACGAGUCACACCGAAUAAGCGCCCUCGUACGUCGAAGAGCGGGCAGUACCAGAAAGCAGUGUGGAGAAUACUAACAUUAUGCCUUCAUCGAUUUACACAAACUCCUCUGCAUAUACUUGACACCUGAAAACCAGCAGUGGAGACGCUCGUCAGAGCAAUCUCACACAUUUGGCUAUAAAUAUUAAGAGAGGAGAUGAGAGAAAAACAUUAUUGAGGUUUUUGUUUUGCCCUCAACAACCAUGUGAUUCUGUGAAUCUGGUAAGUGACUGGUGUUUUUUCCCAUGGCGAUGAGUUUUGUGUUAAUUGUGAGAUCAAUCGGUGUUAAUGACCAUGGUUUGACCAUGGCAGUUUGAUGAUGGUAUUUGUCUGAAAUAGCAGUGAUACGUUGAUAUGUGUGGGUCAUUGAAUGCUCCCUGUAGCUGUGAGUUUAGAAUGUUGGAGGCCUCUGUGGUGUUAGAGCGGUGUUUGGGAUCGUGCAUGUCGACACUGUGAAGGCUGUCUGUGCUCUGAUGAUGAUGAUGGAGAGAAAUAUCUAUAUCUGUGUAUGUGUGGAUUUGGCGUUUAUAUUGAGUGACUAGUAAGAUGAAAAUCACAGGUGCAGCUAUAUCUCAAAGCUCCCCCAGUAAAAGAUGAAGCCCCCCCCCCAGGACCACCAAUUAAAGCGCUGCCCCUGCCCAACACACAUUUCUUACGCAAAGAUAACGAAAGAUGCAAAACUCACAAUUCCCAAAACAAAUUUCACGGAUGCUGUUCAGCUGCUGAUUGGACGUUUUUUUCUUCAUAAUCUUAUAUAGCACCACUUCCUUUCAACCUGGCUUUCAAAAUAAGAGCCCCUGACUUUGGCCUUUUUUACUACUUCUUAUAUCAAACUUUUGCCCCAAAGUUCACUAUAUAAGUUAAUUCUAUAAAAUAAAAUAAAUGUUUGAUAUCAUUCCACAAGCCUUGUCUUGGAAGUGUGUAUGUUAAAUAGUAAGUUAAAUAUGAUCUCUUACUGUCAAAAAAAGAAAAAGCAAAAAGAAAAUAAUUAUCACUUCCGGGUCACUUGCAGCACCACAAGGACUGUGGUUUUGUAAAUUUGUUUUGGGAUUUCUAAAAGUGUCUUAUGUUUUGUCAAAAAUGUAAAUGGGCUCUUGGUUAGAAAUACGUUACGUUACGUUUAAAGUUUAGUAGAACAAUUUCCUGACUCAGAAACUGUCAUUUAUUCAGAACUCUGACCUCUGGCUCCUGACAACAGCUUCACCUUCAUCUCAUGUCAACUACUUGAAAUACACUUGUCCUGUGUUUGAUGUGGGCAGAUCAUGUGAUGAUCUAAAAACAUUUGGAUUAUGUGUUGCAACUGAUUUUUUGGGUUUUUCUGCAUGUGAUAUUUUAUGUUUGAAGUUCUUUGGGUUGUUGGACAUGUAUAUCAGAGAGUAACGUAUUUUAUUUCCCUAACGUUUUGCCCUAACUGCUGUUAUUUGACGUGUUAUUUGAUUUGAACAUACUGUUUGCGAACUCAAUGUUAAACAUUAGUUUAAAAUGUAAAAUGUAAAAUGUACUAUAUAUGAGAGUUCUAAUAAAUAUUUUUUACUUUUUUUUGCAAUUGCUGGUCAAUUGGAGCCUUUUUUUUCUCUGUAGAGAUAUUUUUAUAUUCAAAUGUUCUUUUUUCAUCACUUAAAUGACAACCAUUUGUAUUCUGAUACAAUUAUUUCUGUACUGGACUCAUAUUUAAUUGUUAACAUUGUUAAUUAUACAAAGCUCCAU